Messenger RNA from Anopheles bellator, 2934 nucleotides. RefSeq names its product GATOR complex protein Wdr59 (gene Wdr59). Bases 1 to 2934 code for a protein of 977 amino acids. The record is from RefSeq and is a predicted model, not a curated record. The transcript has 5 exons. Gene Ontology annotation, molecular function: protein binding. Lineage: Eukaryota; Metazoa; Arthropoda; Insecta; Diptera; Culicidae.
AUGUCAUCAUUUAGCGAAUCUCGUGCCGGGGCCAGUUUGGGUGGUUUAGUUGGGGUGGGCGGUGCAACUGGCAGCGAACCGCUAUGUAUGCAGCGCAAGAGCGCCUGGGUUCGCGAGUAUCGCGAUCUACCGGCCAAUGUGAUGUCCGUCGACUGGUCGGGCAAAUGGAUCCUGCUAGCCGGGCGACGCCUGCUGGCGCUACAAUCCUUGCGCGAUUACGAAGCAACCGAUGGCAGCGGUGUACGAUCGUGCGACGAAUCGAUCGAAUCGUGCGGGCUGCGCAAGUUUCAGCGCCAAUCGAAGUAUGAAGUUACCGCGGCCGAGUGGGCCAUUUGCCAGAACAGCCAGGAGUACUGUGCGAUUGCGACCUGCCAGCAGAUCGAGGUCGUCACGUGGCGCUCCGGUGAACCAACCCUGAAGCACUCGCUUCGAGCGCACACCCGAAUGAUUACGGACAUUGACUGGCACUCGAAGGGGCCUCCCCUACUUGCCAGCUGCUCGAUCGACACGUUCACGCAUCUGUGGGACCUGCGGGAUCCACGGAAGCCUGUACUGUCGCUGAGUGCCGUCUGUAUGUCCGGGGCCAGUCAGGUGGGCUUUAAUCGGGUCUCGGGAAACCUGGUAGCCACCGCGCACGAUGGCGAUCUUCGAAUCUGGGAUCAGCGAAAGGGCACCUGCCCGGUGCAAUACAUAACGGCGCAUCUUUCGCGGAUACACGGCAUCAACUGGAGCCACGAUCACGAGACGAGUCUGUCGACCGCCAGCCAAGACGGCACGGUGAAAUACUUCGACAUCAACAAUCCGCGUCGGGCAGAAAAAAUCAUCACCACUUCCUGCCCGGUGUGGCGCGCGCGAUAUACACCGUUUGCCGACGGCCUCGUCACGACAAGCGUUCCGCAGCAGGGUCGCGGCGACAACAGCCUUCUCAUGUGGAACAACUCGAAACAGGAUGCACCGAUCUGCGCACUAGUCGGGCACACCGACGUGGUGCUCGAUUUUACCUGGGGCCGUAAGGAAAUCUAUGAUCCUGAGUUGAUCACCUGGUCCCGCGAUCAAACAAUACGCAUCUGGCGCAUUGAUGAGGAAGUACGCAAACUGUGCGAACGCUACGCUGCAACGGACGACGAUGAUGGGCUAGUGAUCGAGGAAACAAGUAACACGGUCCCGGCAUUGGCAGGAAGUGCCAGUAUUGGAAAGCAAAUGGCUGGUCCCAAAUCUCCACUGCGAGAGAAGCAACCGUCGGUUUCGUUGCAGCAUGAGUUCUCGCUCCUUAACCCCAACAUCCCGCACAUCGACAUCGAGGUGCUGGAUCCGACUAAACGCACCGCCACCGUACGGAUCUCCGUCAACGGUUACGUUAUUAUGCUGCAGGUGAACUUUCCCUCGCUUUACCCAAACAAUGGGAUCGUCCCGGAGUUUCACUACUGCCAGGGUACGUCGCUCGAUGACGCGUUAUCCGUGGCACUGAUGAAAGUGCUCCGUACGACGGCCAGCCAACGGGUGAAGAAAGGUCGCACUUGUCUCGAGCAGUGUUUGCGUGCGCUUGUGACACAUCUCAAGAAGUCAUCCGCCAGCAACGGAGACCGGCACCUGCGAAUGCAAUCACCCAGACUGGAGGGAGCCCUUAGCAGUGUCCUUCAUGACGCCUGCGUGCCUUUCCCAAAAACGUCCGGGGUGCGGUUCUGUCAGGUGGGAAUGCUGGUGACAUUUGCGCGGCCACUCCACACGAAGCGGAUCACUUUGAAGCAACAACAGAACACUACACCAAGAGCAUUGUCGGCACUGAGUGGUGGUUACCUUGGCAACGUGAUGGGAUCGCAACCGAUACUUUACGCACAUCGCGAUCCCAGCACGUCCUCGUUUUACCUUCCGGAUCGGAAACCGUCUCGGCAUCGUGGUACAUCAGCGAAAGUGAAUGUGGCGGCCGUGCACGUGUACGACGUAUCGAAAAUACUAUACGUGAGCCGUGAGCUGGCCGAAAGCUACGUCAUCUCGACGACGAACGUGGCCGAGAUGUGUCGACAAAAUCGGGCCGCUGCGGAACGUUGCGGUCGUCUCGAUCUGGUGCAGUGCUGGUCGCUGGCGGAGAUGAUCGCACAACCGGGAACAGACUUCGAGCCAGACGACGAUAUGCUGUGCGCACAGAAUCCAUUCGCCAAGAGCCUGCUCGAAUCGUUGAUUCUUCAUUUUGCCCGCAUCCACGACAUUCAGACGGCGGCCAUGCUUUGCUGUGCCUUUGGGCGCCACUGCCCCUCAGCGCUCGAGCUUUCCAUGAGCUCGAGUUCAAGCAGCAAAUCGAUCAAUCAAAGUCACUUACUUAGCGGUCAUCGAAAGAUAAAGCCAAGUGGAUCCCCGUACCACACGAUUUUGCCAGUGGAUACAUCGUCGGCUUCCUCCAUCAAUCAGGGGUGGAUGUUGGCCCAACAGCUAAAGCAUUUGCGCAGCAACUCGUGGUCCGAUUCGUUGGACGAUUUUAGACUGCUAGGUGCUAACGGUGCCACGGGAGGCAGCUCAUCGAGUGCCCAGUUUGGUGACAUCAAUCGUGGCCUCCUCGGGGACAGCAAUCGUUACCUCUACGAUAACUUUCGGCGCAGCUACGCAGAAAUGCUUUACCGAUGGGGGCUUCUCGUUCCCCGUGCCAAGGUACUCAAGUUCCUGUCGAACUACGUGGACACCCCUCGAUGCGUGGAGUUCGUGACGGAGUGCUUGCACUGUUGUCGCGUUGGCGCACCGGCAUGUGCAACUUGCAAGAAACCCGUACUAUAUUGUAGUCUGUGCCGAUUGCCAGUGCGCGGAGCUGCCAACGCCUGCCUGCAGUGCGGCCACGGUGGACACACCGAUCACAUGCGGAUAUGGUUCGAACGGUACGAUGUGUGCGCCACCGGAUGUGGUUGCCAGUGCUUGAGCAUCAGUUCCAAACUGUGCAAUCUGUAG